This is a messenger RNA of Pyrenophora tritici-repentis Pt-1C-BFP, 2994 nucleotides long. The record is from RefSeq and is a predicted model, not a curated record. NCBI's taxonomy places the organism in Eukaryota, Fungi, Ascomycota, Dothideomycetes, Pleosporales, Pleosporaceae.
AUGCCGCCACCCAGAAAUGCGCCUACGCGUGCAGCACAGCGCCGCGGUUCGCACCAAGAUGACACGCCUACCCGAACCCGUGGUCGGGGAGCAAAACCAGCCCCAUCAAAGUCAGAUACCUCGGACAUGGUCGCCUCAAAGUCAAGUCCUACCAAACUAAGUCCUACCAUUACGAGGAAAACAACCCGUUCCGCCUCUAACAUAUCCGGAAAUUCCUUUGAGGCUGCACCUGAAAUAUAUGCCUCAUAUGAGCAUCCGCUUUUCAUGGUUUUUGGCUUAUCGGCCGAGUUUUUCAAUGGCCUCAAGAAGCAUCACGGGAAACUUCCAAAAGAACGGAAAUCCAUUGUGGGCUCGCUCCUAGAAGCCUCGCCUUCUCCAGAUGAAGAUGGUUCCGAAUCGGAAGAAGAGAGCACCGAAGAAAGUGAGAUUGAAAUGCCGGUUGCGCCCCAACCCGCGCCAAGAGGUCGCGGUCGCGGUGGUCGAGGCUCACGUGGAGGACGCGGCCGAGGCGGUCGGGGCAGAGGCAGCAGAGGUGGUCGCGGGAGAGGAGGCAUUGCAAAGUCUGCUUCAUAUGCGCCGUCGAGAACAGCUCGAAGUACUGGUUCCGUGUAUCCUUUUACUGAAGAUGGCGAUGGCCAACCCUCCAAUCAGAGCACUCCAAACCAUGGCGCCAAGCCACCAUCGCGAGCAUUCAGUGGUACUGAUUCCGACGACGACGACAACGAGGAAGCAAUCGAAGAUGACAGUGCAGAUGAAUUCGAGAACAUGCCCAUGCCCAAAUAUAGGGGUGCCCAACAUGAUUCGCGUCAUUCCGAGUCGAUCAACGGAGCAUCUGAGCCGUCUAGGUCAAACAAGGCUUCUGUUCCUAAGAUCGCCCUACUGCCGGAGUCGACUUCACAAACACCGCGCGAUUCUGCAUCUACACCAGCUGAGUCGGCUGUUCCGAAACUCUUAGCUCCUGAAGAGGACGUACUAUCGGAAUCUGACCUCCCAGAUCCUUUCAUUGAGGAUGCACCUUCACCUAUCGAGGCAGAAUGUGAAGAUCGGGCCGAUUACCUCCUUCACAAGCGCUUCAAGCCUUUGUCUGACGUUCAAGCUGCCAUUGCUGCCCUUACCAAAUUCCCUGCUGGCCAACGAAGUACUGCGAACCUGUAUACAUUAGCAGAGAAUGCCCAACACAUCCUUAAAGCCUGGCAAGAUGAGUAUCUCACGUUGGAUGCAAGAACCGCGCCUCAUAUGCACCCAGCUAAAAAGGCUUGCAAUGGUGGGCGCAUUCCCCUGGCACCGGAAAUCUUUGAAGAUAUGAAAGAAGCAGAUCUCUAUGGCUACACAUAUGAUCCAAAGAAACCACCAGGUUGUCAAGAUCCUUGGGCACAGCGACCUGGAGCAGAGAAGGGUGGCCGUAGAGAGCUUCGUACACGUCGUAACCGUGACAUGCUAGAGUCAGCAGCACCCAGCGAAGAUGAAGGGGAAGAAAACGACAUCGAAGGCCGGCCCUCAAAACGACAGCGAAAGGCUACACGCAAGUUUGAUGGCACCGAUACCGGCACAGGUGCCAACACCCCCAAGAAGCACAACGGGUGGGGUGGUGCGCGCAAGAAGGGCGUCAGCAGAUUCGCAAAGCCGAAUUCAGAGACGCCUGAGCCCGAAGCAAGGACAACAAAGCGCGCACGCACUGCAGCUAGUAACUUACUUCACGCACGCAUACAAGAGAUGCGAGAGGAGUCUCUUGUAGGCAGCUCAGGAGAUGAAGAGUCAUCCACAAUCGAUGUUGAUGAUUAUACUGAAGGAGUCCGGAAGCGUGGGCGUCCGGCUGGCAGCAAGAACGUUGCUAGGCGUAGCGAUUACGGCAUAAAGAAGGGACCACGGAAGAAGACCAGCGAAGCCGGGACCCCAACGCCAUCAGCGCAUGGUCCAAAUCCACCACCUCUGGCAUUGAAUUCCAUGAGCGAAGGUCAAGGACAGUUUACAAUUGCGCAGCCUUUUGCAGAGGGCAUACCGUUGAUGCCACAGCAUUCUGCCGAGAAUGUUUUCCAAAGUACCCCUCAGUACUCUGCGCCGACUCAAGAGGCUCCUCUUACGCAUCCAAGCGAGUCUAGUACACCUGAUGCGUACAUGCUCACCGCCCCACUUAGUCAGUACACAAAUAACUAUGUUGACGAGUCUCCACCUAAUCCCGGAUCGAGACGGAAGCCGCGUGUUAAGAGCGAGAAGCGGAGCCAGUCAAUGACCAUGUGGUGGGCAGAGCGUAAAGCAAAGAAGCGAGAACAAGACGAAAAAGAAGGCAAGCCAGUGAAACCCACAUCACGCUCAAACUCUUCUAGUAGAAGAGGUCGACAGUCUGGAGGGUCAGCAACUGGCGCAACACCGCAGCCUCAGUCUCAAAACCCAGAGUCGCAGCAAGCGUCUCCAGUCCAUCAUGCUCAACAUGCUCCUCUCCAACAUAGUCCGCGUCACGCACCCCCGGAAUCAUAUCUGCAGUACACACAGGCUCCUCCCACCUACCCUCCACAGCAGUACAUGUAUGUCAGCGGACCACCGCCCCCACAUCACAUGGGGGUGCAAUACUCGCCCCUAGCCGCUCUCCCAACAGGGUCCUACCCAAGUCCCUUUACCCAUCACAGCGCCCCGCCCCACCCUCAAUCUGGAAUCCCUCUUUCCCAGCCACCAAACUCCGCCGGCGGGUCGUUUGGUGGCGCACCCCGUCAGCUCGCCCCCGCACCAAUGGGCAUGCCAACAUAUCCCAGUCCAUACGGACCCCAGAGCCCAGCCGGCGGACGUCCAAAGAGUAGUGAACAGGGCUUACCAAAGACGGUCACAAAUGGACAACAGGUUCUGGCACCGGCGCCACCUCAGCAGCAACAGCAACCACCACCACCGCCACAGGGCCAACAGCAGCAUUUCAGCCCCUAUGCACCAGCUAAUCUAGGCAGAGAGAUGCCGUUCAAGGUCAUGGUGCCAGGGCCGGCACCAGAGAGGAGGGGGAGUCGCUAG